Penicillium paradoxum is the source of this 1824-nucleotide messenger RNA. RefSeq names its product KRI1 family protein. The transcript is spliced from 2 exons. NCBI's taxonomy places the organism in Eukaryota, Fungi, Ascomycota, Eurotiomycetes, Eurotiales, Aspergillaceae. The coding region runs from base 1 to 1824 and encodes 607 amino acids. Gene Ontology annotation, biological process: endonucleolytic cleavage in ITS1 to separate SSU-rRNA from 5.8S rRNA and LSU-rRNA from tricistronic rRNA transcript (SSU-rRNA, 5.8S rRNA, LSU-rRNA). Gene Ontology annotation, cellular component: nucleolus; 90S preribosome. The record is from RefSeq and is a predicted model, not a curated record.
AUGGAGCCUCCUUCUAAGAAGAUGCGCAAGCUCUUGGAGCAUGACAGCGAUAGCGACUCUGGGGAUGAUGCUGGUGGAGUUCUCCUGGGCAAGCAGUCGCCUGAUGCGGGUUUCAAGAUCAAUGAAGACUACGCUCGUCGAUUCGAACACAACAAGAAGAGAGAAGAAGUUGCGAGACUGGAAGCAAAGUAUGGCAAGUCCUCCAGCCUUGGAAACCGCCAAGUUGAGGACUCUGAGGAUUCCGAUUCUGAAGAAGAGGAUGACGAUGCAGAGCUUGCUACACUAGCUCUGGAUGCUGAGAUCUCAGCGACUUUGCAGGCUAUUCGUUCUAAGGAUCCCCGCGUCUACGACAAAGAGGCCAGCUUCUACACCAAGUUCGACCCGGAAGCUGCCAAUGCCGCGAAGAAUCCCAAGGAAAAGUCGAUGACUCUGCGAGAGUACCAUACUGAAAAUCUUCUGGGUGGUGUCAACCCAGCCGAGGAGGAAAAUGUCCCCAGAACCUACGCCCAGGAGCAAGCCGACUUGAAGAACGCCAUUGUCAAGGAGAUGCACGGAGCGGCAGACAAGUCGGAUGAGGAAAUGGAAGAUGCGGACGAUUUCAUGGUCCGCAAGCCUGGUCAGGACAUUUCGUUGCCCAAGCAGGAAAUCAAACUCGACAUUGAAAAUGCGGACAAAGACCCUGAGACUUUCUUAUCCAACUUCUUGUCAGCACGAGCCUGGAUUCCUGCCGACAGGCCAGAGCUUCAUCCGUUUGAUUCGGAUGAUGAUGACGAUGAUGCGAGGGCCGACGCCUUCGAGGAAGCUUACAACUUCCGUUUCGAAGACCCCAACAAGAUGAAUGAGGUGAUUGUCACCCAUUCUCGUGAUCUCACCAACAAGCAAUCAGUCCGUCGUGAGGAAAAGAGUUCCCGUAAGAAGAUUCGCGAUGCCGAGCGUCAAUUGAAGGAGGAGGAGAAGAAGCAGCGCGAGACUGAGAAGAACCGUCUUCGUAAGCUGAAGACUGAGGAGCUCCAGAAGAAGGUCAACCAAAUCAAGGAGGUUGCGGGUCUUCGGGCCUCAAACUUCACGGACGAAGACUGGUCUCGUUUCCUGGACGCUUCCUGGGACGAUUCCAACUGGGAAUCGGAGAUGCAAAAACGUUUUGGUGAGGAUUAUUACGCCGGAGAGGAGGGCCAAGACAGUGAAAAUGAAGAAAGCAAGAAGAAGAAGAAGCCUAAGAAGCCUACAUGGGAUGAUGAUAUCGACAUCAACGACCUGAUUCCAGACUACGAGGAUGACGAAGCCAAACCGACAGUCGAAGUAUCGGAAGCCGAAGAGGAAGAUGAUGACGAAGCUUCCGGUUCAAAGAAGAAGAGCAAGGCUGAAGAGAAGCGAAUUCAAAGACGCGAAGCCCGCAAGGACCGUCUGCGCAUCGACGAUGCGGUUGAGCGCAAUCUGGAUCUCGAUAUCACCCUGCUUCCCGGUGCCACAAAGAAGAACGCCACAAAGUUCCGCUACCGUGAAACCUCCCCACAGAGCUUUGGCUUGACGGCGCAGGAUAUCCUCAUGGCAGACGACACACAGCUCAACAAGUUCGCUGGUCUGAAGAAGCUGGCUUCCUUCCGCGAAGAAGCGCAGAAGCAGCGCGAUCAGAAGAGACUGGGCAAGAAGGCCCGUCUUCGUGAAUGGCGUAAAGAUACUUUCGGUGACGAAAAUGGGCCGGAGUUCAAGUUCGGCGGCGAUGCCAAACCUAGCCAGUCUGACGAGCCUACUGAUGAAGCUAAGGUUGACAUCCGGGAAGGUGAUGGCUCAAGGAAGAAGAGAAAGAGGUCGAAGAAGCACUAG